Heterostelium album PN500 is the source of this 1236-nucleotide messenger RNA. RefSeq lists its product as uncharacterized. The transcript has 3 exons. Lineage: Eukaryota; Evosea; Eumycetozoa; Acytosteliales; Acytosteliaceae. The record is from RefSeq and is a predicted model, not a curated record. The coding region runs from base 1 to 1236 and encodes 411 amino acids.
AUGACAAAGGGAAAUAGAUCUUUUACUUUAUCAAACAAUCAUGUAAGUGAGAACAGUUAUGCCAAAAAAUAUACGAAUAGAAGACUCAGUCCAGGAUCAAGUGAUCGAGAGCCAACAACGACCGAGUUAAAUCCACCUACACCAGUUGAGUCAAAUCCACGAACCGUUAGUACAACGCAUUCCGAAGCUCAUCCAAACGCUAUGACUACAGGUGUACCAACUUCCCCAGUAGCGACUGAACCAUAUCCUACCAGGGGAAGAGGUAGAAAAGGAAUAGUGCCAGAUGGAAAAGUCCAAUUUAGCUCAAACAAGACAAUCACUGGUGUGACUAAAGAUGGCUUUGAAACAUCUCCUGUGCAAUUCAUUUCACAACUUUCUCAUUCACCUCAACAAAUCAAUUCCGAUCAAAUUUCGAGAGCGAUCUCCUCCACACAAGAACCUCUAUUGGAUUUUGAAAGCAGAUUGCUUCCGAUUGAAAUAAGAGUGUUUCAUCAACUCUCAUUUGCUCAAGAACCGAAAUGCUUUCUACGUGAGAAUGAAAAUCAAAAACUCAAGCGUCUAUCUGCCAACAUAUGUCAGGAUGGUCAUAGUGUUAAAUUACCAUUCAAUUAUUUAAACAACUCCAAUCAUCAUGAGGAAACUAAAGUCAUGCUCCUCUCCACACCAAGCUAUAUUUUCAACAAAAACCAUGCUCUUUUCAAUAAAGAAGACCUUACAUUCCACAAUGUCGAUUCCACUUUAUUAAUGAAAACAAUAGCUGUUGCAAAAUUAAAAGAAGUUUUGCAUAACAUGGAAUUCUUCAUUAAAGAUCGACUCAUGGAAUCAUCCGUAAAGAAUGUCAGACCAUACUGUGUUGGAUCUAUCUCACCUGGUAUUUUCAAUGAUCACUUGAUGAAUCAAUUACAUGAAAUAAAUUUUCAAUAUGUAAUUGAAAACGAAUCUUACUCGUCGAAUGAUACCAAAAUGUCAGUUAUUAUACAUCACUACAAAUGCACUCUACUUGACCCAAAUGGAGAGAGAAGCUUCAAGUAUCCAAAAUUGAUUACCAACGACUGGUGGUUCAGAGAUACCUAUAAAUCAGGAGUUGCUGCAAGAUUUGUGGUUGAAUCAAUUAGCUUUAAAAUCAACUCACUUUUUAACACUGUGACAGUAGAAUUUGAGUAUGGUAAAUAUGCUAUCUCAACAAAAACAGUGAAUAACGAAGUUUAUUGUAAACUCGAAGAAAAAAUGCCAUAA